Molecule: messenger RNA, 1062 nt
Organism: Cladocopium goreaui
Lineage: Eukaryota; Dinophyceae; Suessiales; Symbiodiniaceae
Source: the annotation of a GenBank genome assembly
AUGAAACGACUAAUUACAAUCAUCCAAGCAGCUAAGGUUUUGACUUGCAUUGGUUUCUUCCUCUUCGUUCUCCACGUCGUGUGUUGCGAAUUCUGGGCCGCGGCCAUCUUUCAACAGGAGGUGUUGGCUUGGGAGGAUGUCACGUGGCAACGCAGCCGCUGCACGGUACUCAGCGCCGGGGUCAGUUGCAUCGAAGCACACCACGGGAAACUCUGCAGCAACGGGACGAUCGCCGGCAACGAGACGAGUGAUGCCAUGAACUCCUCGGUCGUCUUUCCCUUGCAGAGGGGGGCCAUUUGUCCUGGGACCUACUUUUGUGCAGAGGAACAUCAGCCCUGCAUUUGCAAUGGCGAGAUCACCUAUGGACCAGUUCUCUUUGAUGGGUAUCGCUACCACGGUCCCGUGAACAACUCGGUCUACUCCAAUGGUUCCGCCGGACAUUUGUGCGGCGUGGACCAGCAUGGCCAGCAGCUGCCGGACCCCGCGCCCAAGCAACCGAAAUUCUGCUGGUGCACUCCUCGCUUUCUCCAGCGCUUCGCGUCCCCUAUAGCGCCCGGCUGCGUGGACGCGGCGGACGUCGCGAGCUUCGCGAAGAGCGCCACGGUGGAGUCGCUCACGGGGAAACGCUUCACACCCUGGGCCUUGGUUCGGGAGGAGCACAGUUCCAGCAUUGCUUGUGCCUAUGAGUUUGGCAUCCCCAGACCAUCCACAGAUUUCUUUGAGACCUCUGGUGGCCAGAUGGAGCAAAAGGCGCAGCAGGCGCAGCUGUUGGUGCAGCACUGGGCAAAGGAUCCGAAAAGGCCUUGUUGGAUCCGAAGACCCAGCGAAGGCAGAUCUCCGUGUUCCAUCGCCCUGGAAGCGCCCGGACAGCUGGAGCGUCGCGCCGACGACAUGAAACGCUUAGCCACGGAGCAUCUGAUGCUCUGUGUGGCAUUCGUGGCAUCGCUGCUCUGCCUCUGCUGCUGGAUCUUCUCGGCGUCCGCACGGGAGCUCGAGCAGCCCUUGUUGGACGCUGGGCGCUGGCCAUGCUGGGAGAUCUUGGGAUAUAAGAUGAUGUCAUAG